AUGUCGAGCAAGACUGUACCAAAGCAAUAUUACGCAUUGGUGGACGAUGUGAACCGUAUAUCCAAAAUUAAUUGGAAUGCAUUCACCCUCCGGGUUCAGCUGGACUGCCUUCGCAACGUGAGGAAAGGCAAACACCUCCGCCAAUGGCCGAGAGGGAACUUAGCUCUCCUGCAGUACCUGUACUGGGAGAAGGUUCAGCCUCUGGAAGGUGAAUGCGCAUUCAAUCCUAGCUUGUCCAUAGAACCUCUAAUGAGGAAUUGGACUGAAGCUGCAGCUUCAAGGAGAGACAAGUUUGAUUAUGACCACGGCCGUGGCCGUGGUAACAUCAAGAUUGAAGACAACAUAACCAAGGAGUAUAGGGCGCACGAGCGCAAAGUAGCCGAACCAGAAAAGCCAAAAACGAAGCCCCCCGUUGAGAUUGUUAGAGAAGUUGAACCAAAAUGGUGUGAUGUACAAGCCAGCGGCUGCUGCGGCUUUUCCGGCAACAACGAUGCCGACCUAGAAGUGGAUUCCUUUGAGAAUGGUCCGCCAGAAAAAAAAGAAUUCGUGUACAAGGAUGACUCUGACGGUCUAGAGCCGGUGAUUGAUUUGACACAGCCUGACGAGCCUGUUGUAAACCAGAACAACGAUGAUGAGGAAAAAACACCUGCCAAGUUAAAUGUUGACCAGACAACGAAGCCUACUGAUGAGUGCGGCGCAACACCGGAGAACCCUUGGAUUGUAGGUAAUUCUCCUCGAGCAGAAUCAUCCGACAUUGACAUUUCUGCAAGUUCUAUCGACGGGAUGGUGGGUAAGAGCAAGGGGAAAAAGUCUGCAGCAACCGCAAAAGAAGACGAUGUUAUAUCCGGGAAGCGCCGACGGACUGUUCCCAAGAAAUUUGAAUCCCCCUUUAAACUUGACAAGCCCGGCAAGCGAAGCGCUCGCGCUCUGUUUAGUGACAAUGACAUGGAAGGCUCUGUUAAGGACGAUUUGACACCGGAACUCAUCGAUGCUGCUGUUACGUUUGUGGAGGCAGCUGCUCGGUCUGAGAAGAAUAUGAAAAAAAGAGUUUACUACAAUGAACGUGGCACCUCUGUGACUGUGGAGAGUAUACGACCGAUUAUCGAUGCUUAUCAGACACAUUUGGCUCUGCGCGUUGGUCAUGAUCGGCACCUCUGUCCAGCCUGGAGGUCCAAAUACCUUGUUGAUCAUGCUAAGGCACGAGACAACCCUAAACCGUCGAAAUACAACAUGGAUAGUGCGCUGAGCAGAGCUGGAGCAGUAUGUAGGGUUCUGGACGAGUAUACCGUUCGUGAUAAGUCGUUUAUCCCGUUGAACGUCGGCAAUACACACUGGAUCACCGUGGUGAUGCACAACCUCAAGAAAGAAUUCCGAGUUUUUGAUUCGCUCUAUCCUCUCGAGUUCUCUCUCGACACUGUGAAAGCACUGAUCGACAUGCCACUACAAGAGGACGGGAACUCUUGUGGCCUUUUUGUGAUUGAAGUUAUGGAGCGUUGGGACGGGGAUCGAUGGACCGCCGAUUCUACCCAGGGCACGGUUAAUGCAAGGAGAAGGCGUCUCGUCGCCGAGUUGGUUCUCUCACCUACCAACACGCUCGAAUGUGUGAAGAACAAAAUCCGCGACAUCGCAAAGAAAAGCAAGGCGUGA
Messenger RNA from Aegilops tauschii subsp. strangulata, 1647 nucleotides. NCBI's taxonomy places the organism in Eukaryota, Viridiplantae, Streptophyta, Magnoliopsida, Poales, Poaceae. The record is from RefSeq and is a predicted model, not a curated record.